UUCACACAGUAGUUAACUUACAAAUCUAAUUCCGAAUAAAAAUUUGGCGUUUUAAACUAUUUUUUACAAUUAUGUUUUAUCCAAAGUCGCCCUUUUUAAAAAAUCCAGGCAUCGAAUCACAAAUAUUUAAACGGAAUUCACCAGAGGUGAAAAAAAUUUUGGAAUGGUUAUGUAUUUCACCGAAACAUACUACUUAUAGAAUAAAUUUGUUAAAAACUACACGAGAAGAAGCAAAAUCUUAUAUCACUAAAAUAAUAGAAGCUAAAUUUCGAAAACCACCAAGUAUAUUCCUUUUGGAUGAAGUUCCGGAAGUUUUAUGUAUAUCAUCGAUAGAUGAAAUUCCAGUGUUUAAUCCGGAACUGAAAGAAGUCAUUGUUGAUAUUUAUUGUGGCUCAGCUUUAUUACGAGGGGCGCAUGUAUACGGGCCUGGGGUUUUAGCAAUGAAUACCGGUACACAACUAAAUGAAAAAGUAAACGUGUUUGCAGAUUUGGCUGGAAAAUGUAAAAAGGGAACAAAUGUCUUUUAUGAUUGUAAAGAGAAAGUUUUCAUUGGAAUUGGUAUAACGAAAAUGCAAAGGUAUCAGUUAUAUGGUAAAAACGUCGAUUCCAGUGGAAUAGCAGUUGAAAUGUUACAAGUUAUAUCUGGGGUUCCGUCGCUAGGUGACUUAUCUUCUGAUAAGAUUUUGUUGCAAAAUCUUCCUUCAAUUGUUUGUUCAAAAGUGUUGAAUCCGCAACCUGAUGAAGUAAUUCUAGAUAUGUGUGCAGCUCCAGGAAAUAAAACUUCGCAUAUUGUUGAAUUAACGAAAAAUGAAAACGUAGUCAUAGCAAUCGAUAAAAUAAACUCCAAAAUUGAGGCAUUAAAAAAGAAAAUUGAAUUGAAUCAAUGGAAUAACGUAUACGCUUUUUGCUUUGAUUCUACAAAGGGCAUAGAUUUAACUAAAACGGAUAAGUCAUUAGAAACUAUAAGAAAUGGCCCACCAUUUGCACCUGAAGCUUUUGACAGAAUACUUCUCGACGCUCCUUGCAGCUCAUUGGGAAAUCGACCCUUAUUGUCAAGUACAAUUUCUCAAAAUAUGUUGAAAUCAUAUUCGAAAAUGCAAAAGAAAUUAUUUGAAAAUGCUGUUCGGCUGUUAAAAAUAGGGGGAACAUUAGUUUAUAGUACAUGUACAAUACAUCAAGAUGAAAAUGAAGAAAUUAUUGUUUGGGCUAAAAAAAAAUUUGACGAACUGAAAUUAGUUCCAGCAGAACCCAUUUUUGGAGGUGUCGCUAUCGAAACAGACGGUUUAGCAGAAAAAGAAAGGUCAUACUUGCAAAGAUUUUGCAUAAACAAUGUACAAACUAACAUAAGUACAAUUGGAUUUUUCAUUGCGAAGUUCAUAAAGGUGAAAAGCAGCUUUUGACUAUAAAAACGUUUCUGUAAAUGUUUCUACACUAUAUGAUAAUAAAAGUAAAAAUU
Condylostylus longicornis is the source of this 1456-nucleotide messenger RNA. RefSeq names its product tRNA (cytosine(72)-C(5))-methyltransferase NSUN6. The record is from RefSeq and is a predicted model, not a curated record. Bases 72 to 1400 code for a protein of 442 amino acids. The transcript has 5 exons. Gene Ontology annotation, biological process: RNA methylation. Lineage: Eukaryota; Metazoa; Arthropoda; Insecta; Diptera; Dolichopodidae. Gene Ontology annotation, molecular function: methyltransferase activity; RNA binding.